Messenger RNA from Trichoderma citrinoviride, 1677 nucleotides. RefSeq lists its product as hypothetical. Gene Ontology annotation, cellular component: membrane. The record is from RefSeq and is a predicted model, not a curated record. Gene Ontology annotation, molecular function: amino acid transmembrane transporter activity. The transcript is spliced from 6 exons. Bases 1 to 1677 code for a protein of 558 amino acids. NCBI's taxonomy places the organism in Eukaryota, Fungi, Ascomycota, Sordariomycetes, Hypocreales, Hypocreaceae. Gene Ontology annotation, biological process: amino acid transmembrane transport.
AUGGGCAAGCAGGAGUUCAACGAAAAGGACGAGGGGGGUCUGCAGUCCGUGUCUUCGUUCCGUGCCGGAGUGGCGGGCGGCGUGCUUGAGGACUACGCAGACCCGGAUGUCCAGAAUGAGGCCGAGAAUACUCACAAGGGAGAGUUUGGCACGAAGCGUGAUCUUAAACCUCGCCAAGUGUCCAUGAUUGCCGUUGCCGGUACUAUUGGUACCGGCCUCUUUCUAGGAUCUGGUGCUGCUUUGGUGAAUGGUGGCCCUGUGGGUUUCUUCCUUGGAUAUGCAAUUGUUGGAUGCCUGGUGGGCAUGAUGAUGUACUGCCUAGGAGAGAUGACCGUCUUCGCGCCAAACAUUGGCGGCUUCAUCGAAAUGGGCAACAAGUACAUCGCUCCCGAAGCAGGAUUCGCCAUGGGCAUCAACUACAUCCUCCAGACCGGCCUGGCCAUCCCAUCAGAGAUCACCGCCGCGGCCGUCAUGAUCAGCUACUGGGAUGACGCCUCAUCUCACGUCUCAGCCUACAUCGCGGCCUUUCUGGUCCUCAGCAUCGGCAUCAACCUCCUCGGCGUCAAGUACUUUGGCGAGGUCGAGUUCGUGUUUGCUUGCAUCAAGGUGCUGAUGCUUGUUGCCCUCAUUCUGUUCGGAUUGAUUGCCGAUGUCGGCGGUAUCAAUGGCGUGUACACCGGUGGCCGCUAUUGGAGGGAGGAGCCGUUCAACGACACGUUUGCAAGCUUGUCGCCAGUAUCGCUCGCUCGCUUCCUUGGAUUCUGGAAGGUCCUCACGCAAGCUGCCUUUGCGUUUGGUGGUAUCGAGGGUAUCAGCGUGUUGGCCGGUGAGGCGCACAAUCCCAGGAAGACGAUGAGACGGGCUGUCCGAACCGUCUUUUACCGCAUCGUUGGACUGUACCUCCUUACUGUCUUGAUGAUCUCGCUCAAUGUCAGCCAAAGCUCGAAAGAUCUCAUCGCCGCCGUCUCAAAGGGUGGCUCGACUGCUGCUUCAUCGCCCUUUGUGGUCAUCUGCCAGCAGACUGGUGUCAAGGUCCUCCCCAGCGUGAUUAAUGCUGUGGUCAUGACGUCUGCACUCUCAUCAUGCAAUGAAAACAUCUUUGCUGUGGCCAGAACCUUGCUCGCUCUGUCUCGUCAAAGAUCUAUGCCCAAGUGCUUUCUCAAGACGAGCCGCUUUGGCACGCCCUUUUACGGCGUUGUCGUCUCUUUCUGCUUCGGCCUGCUGGCUUUCCUCUCUGUUUCCAACGGUUCAGCCCAAGCCUUCAUCUGGCUCUCUAACCUGUCGGUUCCGCCUUUAGCCCUGAGCAGCUUGAUCGCUUGGAUCUCCAUCUGCAUCUGCUUCGUCAGGUUCCAUCGUGCCCUCCAGAUCCAGAACAUUGACAGAAAGAACCUCGAUCUCCGGGGAUGGUUCCAGCCAUACAUGGCGUGGGUCUGCAUCUUUGCAUUUACCAUCAUUCUAUUCUUCAAUGGCUUCCAGGCCUUUAUCCACACAUUCUCAGUGUCGAGCUUUUUUGCGUCCUAUGUGACGCUGCCGGUGGUUGCCCUGUCUAUAUUUGGCUUUCGUUUCUACCUGUGGCGGACUGGAAAGCCGUAUGGCUUCACGGAUCUGGCUGAGGUGAAUCUCGGCAAUGGGCCGGCCAAGGCUCUUCGUGGUACCAAGUAUGAUCUUGGGUCUUAG